Messenger RNA from Dermacentor silvarum, 738 nucleotides. RefSeq lists its product as uncharacterized. The record is from RefSeq and is a predicted model, not a curated record. Gene Ontology annotation, molecular function: zinc ion binding. The transcript is spliced from 3 exons. Lineage: Eukaryota; Metazoa; Arthropoda; Arachnida; Ixodida; Ixodidae. The coding region runs from base 196 to 738 and encodes 180 amino acids.
GCCAACAUGUUCGAUUAUAUUUUACAGACCCCACAGUAAUUCAUGACCGACAAUUCAGCGGCAGAAAAAGCAGCUCUGAAAGCAACGUGGCCUGAAGCAAGUCAACUUCUCUGCCAUUUCCGCGUGGCCCAGGCGGAAUGGCGGUGGCUGCAUGCAUGAAGCAGCAGCAUCAAUCAUGACGAGAGGCGGGAACUAAUGACUGCAUUCCAGAAGGUGAUGUAUGCGUCAUCAGCGGAAGACUUAGCUGCUGCCAUCGAAGAAUUGCUCCAGAAGCCUCACCGUGCAUAUGUGACACGGGUAAAUGCAUUCCUUGAAUGGAAGGAAGAGUGGGUGCUCUUUUUUAGGUUGGGCCUUAUAACGAGAGGCCACAACACAAACAAUUAUGAUGAAGCCACUAUUCGUGUAUUGAAGGAUGUGGUUCUUGGCAGGCAAAAGGCAUAUAAUGUAGUUGCCCUUGUGGACCUCGUGGAAACAGUCUGGGAGGACUACUUUUCGAGAAGACUGCUUAGCCAUGCAUACAGCCGUGUGCCAGCUCCCCAAAUCUUUUACGACAAGCUUGUGCACAGGGUGCCCGAAAGUGUUCCACAGUCGGUUUGUGAUCUUGGUGAUAGCAUGUACCAGGUGCCCAGUGGGCAGGAAGACGGUAAAAUUUAUCACGUUUGGCAAGACGUCGACACUUGCACUUGUAGAAAUGGCCAACAAGGGGCAUUCUGCAAGCAUGAAGCACUGCUUCCGUGA